Molecule: messenger RNA, 1302 nt
Organism: Suhomyces tanzawaensis NRRL Y-17324
Lineage: Eukaryota; Fungi; Ascomycota; Pichiomycetes; Serinales; Debaryomycetaceae
Exons: 1
Coding region: 1-1302 (433 amino acids)
Source: RefSeq, a predicted model, not a curated record
AUGUCCAUUCCCAACCACAUCCCCGAGAACCACCCCCAGAAACAUUUUCCGUCGUCCACUCCUCCCCCCAACCAUCUCUUCAUGGAUAUGACCCCCCAGAUGGCCCACACCUACUUCCAGAGCCCGUCUUCCGACGUCAGCCCUGUGAUAGCCCAGCCUGCUCACUUCUUCCUGGCUCCAGGCUCUGCCACCAACUCCAGCUUUCAGUUUGCCAAUACCCCCAUCAUGCCUGAAACUGGAGUGUUUGUGGGGACAAACUUCUCUCCCAUGGCUCCCAAGCCAGCUCACCACACGGUGAGUCAGAGCCAGAACAAGUACCACCACGACACUUCCUCGUCUUUCUACUCCCAGCCUGUGUUUCCCAACGCCAGCGACGCCAGCUUGGACGCUCCAGACCGCAGCAUGGGCCUCGGAGUGUUCACAGAGUCCAGUCCUGCUCCCUCAACCAAGUUUGUGGACCAGAGGGCCCAGUUUUCGUUCGAGGACCCCCAGAAGCCUCCACAGCCGUUCCACCAGCCUGCGGAGGUCCACACAGAUCCAUCGUCUAUUGAGCCAAGGUCCACUUCCAACGACUUCGACUCUCCCACCACCAUUGAGGUGUCCAGUCCCAGAUCGUCCAACCACGCCAGCAACGGCGAUGGCGACAUCACAGCUGACGACAUCCUCAAUGGUGAUCCGUUCGAGUCCAUGGACCUGGCAUACCAGAAGCGAAUAUCCGACGAUAUCGUGUCCAGCUUCGUGGACUUCGAUCUUGCGGGUGACAAGUCGUCUGAGGAGUUGGAACCAGAGGAAUUCCAAAUGGCCAAGUUUUCGACGUUGUUGGGUCCGUUGGAUCCCAUCAACGAGGACUCCAACGUCACCAGAUCCACACCAUCCCUCAAGAAGCAAGCCUCGAACUCCAAAAUCAACAAGAAAACCCUCAAGAAGUCCAGCUCUUUUAGUGGCCAGACUUUUGCGAUACCGUUGGUGAAUAACCUGGCAAGAGACUCCAAGAGAGUCAAGCCUCCGCUGAUAUCGUUCCGCGAGUGUUCACAGAGAUUCUCGAUUUCUUCGUUGAAUAAGUACUCAUUUGUGUACGAGAAUGCCGGAAACGACGACGAAAAAGUGCCCAAGUUGCAGAAGUCACAGUCUUCAGUUUCCAUCAGACAGCUAGAACAAUCGCAUAGGUUACACCAACAUUAUCAGUACGAUAACAGGGGCACCCAUGCUAAUGGCGACAGUUCGCCCCGGGUAUUGAGGAAUAUGAAGGCAGGGAUGGUCGAAUUUCAGGUAAAUUUGGAUAACUCGAAGGGGAGCAACUAA